This is a messenger RNA of Octodon degus (degu), 10172 nucleotides long. RefSeq names its product tetratricopeptide repeat domain 28 (gene Ttc28). Lineage: Eukaryota; Metazoa; Chordata; Mammalia; Rodentia; Octodontidae. The transcript has 22 exons. The coding region runs from base 71 to 7489 and encodes 2472 amino acids. The record is from RefSeq and is a predicted model, not a curated record. Gene Ontology annotation, molecular function: protein binding.
CGGGAGCGGUGCGCGCGCCUAGCUGGCGGGACCGUUAGCUCCGGGCAGACUCGGCCCGGGCCCCGUGGGGAUGGAGCAGUCGCUGCCGCUAGCGCCCGAGCCGAUCUCGGGGUCGACCCCGGCGCGGAGCCGCAGGCGGCGGGAGCCCGAGUCUCCGCCGGCGUCGGCUCCGAUCGCUCUCUUUGGUGCCAAGACUAUUGGCCGAAGUCCUGAUGAACCAGUACUGAGCAAAGCUGAAUUUGUUGAGAAAGUUCGUCAGAGUAACCAGGCCUGUCAUGAUGGAGAUUUCCACACAGCUAUUGUUCUGUAUAAUGAAGCCCUGGCUGUUGACCCUCAGAACUGCAUCUUGUACAGCAAUAGAUCUGCAGCCUACAUGAAAAUCCAGCAGUAUGACAAAGCACUGGAUGAUGCAAUCAAAGCCCGCCUUCUCAAUCCCAAAUGGCCAAAGGCAUACUUCCGACAGGGUGUUGCCCUCCAGUACCUUGGACGUCAUGCAGAUGCCCUGGCAGCAUUUGCAUCUGGACUGGCUCAAGACCCCAAGAGUCUCCAGCUUCUGGUGGGGAUGGUAGAGGCUGCCAUGAAAUCUCCCAUGAGAGACUCCCUCGAGCCCACUUAUCAGCAACUUCAGAAAAUGAAAUUGGACAAGAGUCCCUUUGUGGUCGUGUCUGUGGUUGGGCAGGAACUUCUGACAGCUGGCCACCAUGGAGCCUCUGUGGUUGUCUUGGAAGCUGCUCUGAAGAUUGGCACCUGCAGCCUCAAACUGAGAGGUUCUGUGUUUUCUGCCCUGAGCAGUGCUUACUGGUCUCUCGGAAACACAGAGAAGAGCACUGGAUAUAUGCAGCAGGACUUGGAUGUAGCCAAGACCUUAGGUGACCAGACAGGAGAAUGCCGAGCUCAUGGGAAUCUGGGUUCUGCAUUCUUCUCCAAAGGAAAUUACCGGGAGGCUCUCACCAACCACAGACAUCAGCUGGUGCUCGCCAUGAAACUCAAGGAUCGGGAGGCAGCUUCAUCAGCCCUGAGCAGUCUGGGUCACGUGUACACAGCGAUUGGAGACUAUCCCAAUGCACUGGCCAGUCACAAGCAGUGUGUUCUUCUCGCCAAGCAAUCCAAAGAUGAACUUUCUGAAGCCCGAGAACUUGGCAACAUGGGUGCAGUGUACAUUGCCAUGGGCGACUUUGAGAAUGCUGUGCAGUGCCAUGAGCAGCACCUGAAGAUAGCCAAGGACCUGGGAAACAAGCGAGAGGAGGCCCGGGCCUACAGCAACCUAGGCAGCGCCUACCACUACCGGAGGAACUUUGACAAGGCCAUGUCUUACCACAACUACGUGCUGGAGCUGGCACAGGAGCUCCUGGAGAAGGCCAUUGAGAUGCGGGCCUAUGCUGGCCUCGGCCAUGCCGCCAGGUGCAUGCAGGAUUUGGAGAGGGCCAAGCAGUACCAUGAGCAGCAGCUGGGCAUUGCCGAGGACCUCAAGGACCGGGCUGCCGAGGGGCGCGCAUCCUCCAACCUGGGAAUCAUACACCAGAUGAAAGGUGAUUAUGACACUGCGCUGAAACUCCACAAGACCCACCUGUGCAUUGCCCAGGAACUGAGUGACUAUGCUGCUCAGGGCCGGGCCUACGGGAACAUGGGCAAUGCCUACAACGCUCUGGGCAUGUAUGACCAGGCAGUCAAGUACCACCGACAGGAGCUGCAGAUCUCCAUGGAGGUUAACGACCGCGCCUCACAGGCAUCCACACACGGAAACCUUGCAGUGGCAUACCAAGCCCUAGGUGCCCAUGACCGGGCCUUGCAGCACUAUCAGAACCACUUGAACAUUGCCCGGGAGCUUCGAGACAUCCAGAGCGAGGCUCGGGCCCUCAGCAACCUCGGAAAUUUCCACUGCUCUAGGGGAGAGUAUGACCAGGCUGCUCCCUAUUACGAACAGUAUCUCCAGCUUGCUCCUGAUCUUCAAGACAUGGAAGGAGAAGGGAAGGUCUGCCACAAUCUUGGUUAUGCCCACUAUUGCCUUGGAAAUUACCAGGAGGCAGUGAAGUACUAUGAGCAGGAUCUGGCCCUGGCCAAAGACCUUCAUGAUAAAUUGAGCCAAGCAAAAGCCUAUUGCAACUUGGGCCUAGCAUUCAAGGCUCUGCUGAAUUUCAGCAAGGCUGAAGAGUGUCAGAAAUACCUAUUAUCCCUAGCCCAGUCCCUGAAUAAUUCCCAGGCUAAAUUUCGAGCCCUAGGGAACUUGGGUGAUAUAUUCAUCUGUAAAAAAGAUAUAAAUGGUGCAAUAAAAUUCUAUGAGCAGCAGCUGGGCUUAGCUCACCACGUUAAGGACAGAAGACUGGAGGCCAGUGCAUAUGCAGCACUGGGCACUGCAUACCGAAUGAUCCAGAAGUAUGACAAGGCCUUGGGUUAUCACACACAAGAACUGGAGGUAUAUCAGGAGCUGAGCGACUUGCCAGGCGAGUGCAGAGCUCAUGGGCACCUGGCUGCUGUGUACAUGGCCCUGGGGAAAUACACAAUGGCAUUCAAGUGCUAUGAAGAGCAGCUGGACCUGGGGCAGAAGCUGAAGGAUCCAAGUCUAGAAGCACAGGUCUAUGGCAACAUGGGUAUCACAAAGAUGAACAUGAACGUGAUGGAAGAAGCCAUUGGCUAUUUUGAGCAGCAGCUGGCCAUGCUGCAGCAGCUCAGUGGGAACGAGUCAGUGCUUGACAGAGGCCGGGCGUAUGGCAACCUUGGGGAUUGUUAUGAGGCCCUGGGUGACUAUGAGGAAGCUAUCAAAUACUAUGAGCAGUAUCUAUCUGUUGCCCAGAGUCUGAAUCGUAUGCAAGACCAAGCCAAGGCUUACCGGGGUCUAGGAAAUGGACACAGGGCAAUGGGGAGCUUGCAGCAAGCCCUUGUGUGCUUUGAAAAGAGGCUUGUGGUCACCCAUGAGCUUGGAGAGGCCUUCAAUAAAGCCCAGGCCUAUGGAGAGCUGGGAAGUCUGCACAGCCAAUUAGGGAAUUAUGAACAAGCCAUUUCCUGCCUUGAACGCCAGCUGAACAUAGCUAGAGAGAUGAAAGACCGAGCCCUGGAGAGUGAUGCAGCCUGUGGCCUGGGGGGCGUCUACCAGCAGAUGGGCGAGUAUGAUACAGCCCUGCAGUACCACCAGCUUGAUCUGCAGAUAGCUGAGGAGACCAACAACCCCACAUGCCAGGGGCGGGCCUAUGGGAACCUGGGCCUGACAUAUGAGUCCCUGGGCACCUUUGAAAGGGCUGUGGUCUAUCAAGAACAGCACUUGAGCAUCGCUGCACAGAUGAACGACUUAGUGGCCAAGACAGUGUCCUAUAGUAGCCUUGGAAGGACUCACCAUGCCUUGCAGAACUAUUCCCAGGCGGUCAUGUACUUACAGGAAGGAUUAAGGCUAGCUGAGCAGCUAGGCCGAAGAGAAGAUGAAGCAAAAAUUCGCCAUGGGCUUGGCCUGUCCCUUUGGGCAAGUGGGAACCUGGAGGAGGCCCAGCACCAGCUCUACAGGGCAUCAGCCUUGUUUGAAACAAUCCGGCACGAGGUACAACUGAGCACAGACUACAAACUCUCCCUCUUUGACCUGCAGACCUCAUCCUACCAGGCCUUGCAGCGGGUGCUUGUCAGCCUGGGUCACCUUGAUGAAGCCCUGGCUGUGGCAGAAAGAGGUCGGACAAGGGCAUUCGCAGACCUGCUGGUGGAACGACAAACAGGACAACAGGACUCGGACCCCUACUCCCCAGUGACCAUUGAUCAGAUCUUAGAGAUGGUUAAUGGGCAGCGAGGACUCGUGCUUUACUAUUCCUUGGCUGCAGGAUACCUGUAUAGCUGGCUGCUGGCUCCUGGGGCAGGCAUCCUGAAGUUCCAUGAGUACUACCUGGGUGACAGUGCAGUGGAGAGCUCCGGUGACUUCCAGGCUGGGAGCAGUGCCAUGCUGCCAACAGCAACCAGCUCAGUCCUGGAGCAGCACAUCGCCAGUGUGCGCGAGGCCCUGGGUGUGGAGUCUUACUAUACCAGGGCCUGUGCCAGCAGUGAGACCGAGAGUGAAGCCGGAGACAUCAUGGACCAGCAGUUUGAAGAGAUGAACAACAAACUCAACUCUGUCACUGAUCCCACUGGCUUUCUGCGGAUGGUUCGCCGCAAUAACCUCUUUAACAGGAGCUGCCAGAGCAUGACAAGCUUGUUCAGUAACACCAUGUCACCCAUCAAGGACGGGACCUCAUCUCUUCCCCGGAGGCAGAGUUCCUUCGCCAAGCCCCCGCUCCGUGCUCUGUACGACCUGCUCAUCGCGCCCAUGGAAGGGGGCCUGAUGCACUCCAGUGGCCCUGUGGGCCGGCACCGGCAACUGGUCUUGGUUCUGGAGGGGGAACUCUACCUCAUCCCCUUUGCCCUCCUGAAGGGCAGCUCCUCCAACGAGUACCUGUAUGAACGCUUCACCCUCAUCGCCGUGCCUGCUAUUCGCUCACUUGGCCCAUACUCCAAGGGUCACCUGAGGAAGAACCCACCCACAUACUCCAGCUCUAUGUCCAUGGCAGCUGUCAUCGGCAACCCCAAGCUCCCAUCAUCAGUGAUGGACAGGUGGCUGUGGGGCCCCAUGCCAUCGGCUGAGGAGGAGGCCUAUAUGGUGUCUGAGCUGCUGGGCUGCCAGCCCUUGGUGGGCAGUGUGGCCACCAAGGAGAGGGUCAUGAGUGCCCUGACCCAGGCUGAGUGUGUCCACUUUGCCACCCAUAUCUCCUGGAAGUUGUCAGCCUUGGUCCUCACACCCAGUGUGGAUGGCAACCCUGCCAGUAGCAAGAGCUCCUUCGGCCACCCUUACACAAUACCUGAGUCCCUGCGGGUACAGGAUGAUGCCAGCGAUGGCGAAAGCAUCUCAGACUGCCCGCCUCUGCGGGAGCUGCUGCUCACAGCUGCUGACCUCCUGGACCUGCGGCUGCCUGUGAAGCUCGUGGUACUUGGCUCCUCCCAGGAGGCCAACAGCCGGGUCACUGCUGACGGGGUAGUGGCUCUCACACGAGCCUUUCUGGCUGCUGGUGCACAGUGUGUCCUUGUGUCUCUGUGGCCAGUACCAGUGGCAGCUUCCAAGAUGUUCAUCCAUGCUUUCUACUCGUCCCUGCUGAAUGGCCUGAAGGCCAGUGCUGCCCUGGGAGAGGCCAUGAAAGUGGUGCAGAGCAGCAAGGCCUUCUCGCACCCCUCCAACUGGGCAGGUUUCCUUCUCAUUGGAAGUGAUGUGAAGCUGAACAGUCCCUCCUCACUCAUCGGCCAGGCCCUCGCGGAGAUCCUGCAGCACCCAGAGCAUGCACGGGAUGCCUUGAGAGUGCUGCUGCACCUGGUGGAGAAAUCCCUGCAGCGCAUCCAGAAUGGGCAGCGCAAUGCGAUGUACACCUCCCAGCAGAGUGUGGAGAACAAAGUGGGCGGCAUCCCCGGCUGGCAGGCCCUUCUCACUGCUGUGGGCUUCCGGCUGGAUCCCCCAGCCAGCGGCCUGCCAGCAGCUGUCUUCUUCCCAACUUCCGACCCAGGCGACCGGCUCCAGCAGUGCAGCAGCACACUCCAGUCCCUGCUGGGUCUGCCCAACCCUGCCCUUCAGGCCCUGUGCAAACUCAUCACUGCUUCUGAGACAGGCGAGCAGCUCAUCAGCCGGCUCCACCAGGUGCUGGUCCAGCUGCAGGCUGGUGAGAAGGAGCAGGACUUCGCCUCGGCUCCCAUUCAGGUCUCCAUCAGCGUCCAGCUGUGGCGGCUCCCGGGGUGCCACGAGUUCCUGGCAGCUCUCGGUUUUGAUCUCUGCGAGGUGGGUCAGGAGGAAGUUAUCCUGAAAACUGGGAAACAAGCGAGUCGGCGCACCAUGCACUUUGCGUUGCAGUCCCUGCUGUCUCUCUUCGAUUCCACAGAGCUCCCCAAGCGCCUCAGCCUAGACAGCUCGUCCUCCCUGGAGUCUCUGGCCUCAGCCCAGUCUGUCUCGAAUGCUCUGCCCCUGGGCUACCAGCACCCACCCUUUUCACCCACUGGGGCCGAAAGCAUUGCCUCUGAUGCCAUCUCCGUGUACAGUCUGAGCUCCAUCGCCUCCUCCAUGAGCUUCAUCUCCAAGCCCGAGGUGGGGUCAGAAGCUGGGGGCCCCAGGGGACGGCAGGACUCCGACAGAUCCAAGAAUACCUACACCCAGCGAUCUACCCUGCCUCGGAGCCAGCUGUCCCCACAGAGCCGUCCCGCUGACAGCAAAGAAGAGGAGGAAUACGAGGGCUUCUCCAUCAUCAGCACAGAGCCCCUGGCAGCCUACCAGGAGAGCAAAAAGACAUGCUUCUCCCCAGACCACAGGCAGCCCCGCGCUGGGGCGGCUGCAGGCGGGAAGGUUUCGGUCAGCUCCAAGGGCAGCGUGAGCACUCCAAACUCCCCGGUGAAGAUGACUCUGAUCCCCAGCCCAAACUCGCCCUUCCAAAAGGUAGGGAAGCUAGCAAGCUCAGACACAGGCGAGUCAGACCAGUCCAGCACUGAGACAGACAGCACAGUGAAGUCCCAAGAAGAAAGCAACCCAAAACUAGAUCCCCAGGAGUUGGCCCAGAAAAUCCUAGAGGAGACCCAAAGUCACCUGAUUGCAGUGGAGCGUCUUCAGAGGAGUGGCAGUCAGGUGGGCAAGAGUCACAACCGGGAAGAUGGUGUAUCCGUGCCAAGCAACAGCGCCACUGUCUUCAGGGCGUCAGAAACAAGCGCCUUCAGCAGGCCAGUGCUAUCCCAUCAGAAGAGCCAGCCAUCCCCUGUCACUGUCAAACCAAAGCCCCCAGCCAGGAGCUCAUCCCUGCCCAAGGUGAGCUCUGGGUAUAGCAGCCCUACCACUUCAGAGGCGUCCCUCAAAGACAGCCCAAGCCAGCACAGUGGCCGCCCGUCCCCCAGCUGUGACUCGCAGGCCUCCCUGUCUGAUCAGCCGCUCUUUAAACUGAAGUACCCUAGCUCUCCUUACAGUGCGCACAUUUCCAAGUCACCACGGAACAUGUCACCAAGCUCAGGCCACCAAUCCCCUGCUGGAAGUGCCCCAUCCCCCGCACUCUCCUACUCUUCCACGGGCUCUGCGCGCUCCAGCCCAGCUGAUGCUCCUGAUCUGGACAAGCUGAAGCUGGCAGCCAUCGACGAGAAGGUGCAGGCCGUGCACAACCUGAAGAUGUUCUGGCAGAGCGCAGCCCCACAUCCUACAGGUCCUGUGAAAGCAGCGCGCGGGCCGCCGGGAACCAUGACCUCCAAGAGAGAUGUGCUCAGCCUGCUAAACCUGUCACCUCGGCACAACAAGAAGGAGGAAGAGGCAGAUAAGCUGGAACUUCAGGAGCUGUCUCUGCAGAGGCGCGACGAGGUGCCCCCCAGAGCACCCCCCAAUGGCCACUGGCGCACCGAGACUACAGCGCUAGGCCCGCUGCUGCCCACUGGCCCUCUCCCCCCAGCACCCGAACGCCCCCUAAGACUCCCUUCAGCUAAUGGCUACAAGUUCCUCUCCCCAGGAAGGUUCUUCCCUUCUUCCAAAUGCUAAAGCAUCUUCGUGCCCACUGACUCUGCACACAGCAGCAUGCACAGGGUCCUGAGGUCCCUCGGGCUGUCCCCUCGCCUGGAGCAGUCACCCCACACAGCCACCAGCACCACCUCACCAGGGUGGGCUCUCUGGGCGUGGGGACUUCCCAGCCCCACAGCCGCCGCACGCCACCAUGCUGCUGCUCUGGGCCAGGUUCGCCCACAGCCAGGACUUCUGGUCGGUGCAGGAGGCUCAUGGCGUUUUCUACACUCUCCACCAAAUGUUUACCUGGAACUCCCUGUUUCUCAUCUUUGACGUGAUUCUUCAACAGGAUUUUGUACAAAAAUGGUCAUGGUUCUGGGGUGGGAGAGGAAAGGGAGCACAUAUUUUGCUAAGAGGUCUAUAUGCAGUACCUUUUAUACACAGAAGUACAAAUAGAGCUUUUCUAAGGCCUUCAGAUGCUGGCUGGGGCGGGAUAGAAAAUUUAAGUUGAAUUCUACAUGCAAAUGUUAUAUUAGCCAAAAACAGAAUAAUGGUUUUUAAAAUGCCAAUGAUUUAUAAUUAAAUGGUAGCAAUUUUGGUCUCACGAUAUUCAGCAUCCCAGCAACAAUGCAAUAACUCACACUGAAACGGUGCUUCCAGCCUGAACUGCUCUGCUCCGUGAAGCUCUGGGCCCUGCGAUCAGCCAAACUUGAAUUUUCUUAAAAAGUUUAUGUAACUCUUAUCCAGGCAUUUUAGAACUAUGCAAUUGUGAUUCAAAAUGCAACUUUGUGCUUUUAAAACAUUACCGACCUUUUUUGUACAUGGAUAAACAGCUUGGUUUUCUUAUCAAUAGGACUUUGCAUUUAUAGCCAUUAUUUUUAAAAGCUCAGAAAGUUUUCUAAAAUAUCAAAUUUUGAAUAGUCAUACACCAUAAGCAAUUAUUAAGCUUGGGGGGAAAAAAGUUAAAAUUAUUCAGUUUGCUUACUAAGGAAAAAAUGUUUUAAAAAAUUGAAAAGUUAAAAAAAAAAAAAAAAAAGAAUCCUCUGGCUAACUAGAUUGAACCAGAACUCUCCUUCCAUCUCCCUUUCCCUUGUACUAGCUGCUUAACUGUAUUCUCUUUCCCCAGCUCAAGGCCCUGUAAACCUCUGCUAUCUCAGUCCGUUGCCAGCUUCCCGUAGUCCCAGGGCCUAUCCCUCCGCAAGCUGCCUCAGCUGCUGCAGAAGACCCCUGCCUGUCCCCUAAGGAGCAGGGCACCUUUGGCUGGCACGUCCACCCGAAUUAGUGCUAAACAGAGAAAUCAAUAGGAACCAUAGAAAAUGAAGGUGGGCAUUUCCUCCAACUGAGAGGGUGUACUGAAGGACCAGCUUGGACCAGACAAGGGAGUAGUUUUUAGGUAGGGGUAACCAUUAAUUUAUUUAAAGUAAAGAAAUGGAAUGUUGAAAAUCAUACUAGUACUAAGCUUAGCUGGAGAAUUCGUUCUCCAGCUACACUUCACGCUCUCAUUCUCCAGUCUUACUUUGAGGGGUUGUCAUAUAAGGGUGCACAACCACCAGGCCCAGGACAUCAGCAGCGCACAGAGGGGACAUAAGGGCCUGGCAGCAGGGACAUGAACAUGAAGACACCCAGGUGCAGUCUGAACCUCAGGCGGGUUCCACUUUGUAAGUGUAUACUACUCACUUCACCUGUUCCUUAACAUACUCUUCUGAAAAAGGGAUAGUAUCCACAGUUCAUGGUAUUCUCGUGAGCUGUAUCAGAGGGUUUUGCAUCUAACCCAACAAUCAUGUUCACAAACAAUUAGGAUGGCACAUUCUAACCCUGACCCCAACACUGGAAGAGAUAAAGUUUAUAAAAGUAUUAAGCAAUUCUGAAGAUGUCUUUAUGUUAGGAAAAAAUAGUAAUCAAAGGACCAGUGUAGCAAAGAAAAGCCAAAUUUAUAGCACUGUGCAUUUAAAUAAUGAAACCAGGUCCUUAAAAACAAAGAACACACCUCAAAGCAAACAUCUAACCAACACGUGGGUGGCGAGGUGUCCCUUCCUCAGCACAUCUCCCCAGCUCUUUCCCAAGUGCCCAGGAGCCUGUAGGGAAGCCCCAGCCCUGUGCCCCCUCUUUGAGCACUGCCUCAUUUGCCCACCCCCAGCAAAUCCCUCCACCCCAGCCCACUUCCUGUGGUGAUCAAGCCUACUAGGAAGACUUAUGGACUCUUGGCUUUAGUCCCAACUACAUUAGUGCUUGAGGUUUCAUCCUCCAGCCAAACAGAAUGUUUUUUCAUUGUCCUAGACGUUAAGUUCCAGUGAAGGAAAACAAAGUUGAUCAAAUGAUGGGAUCAAUCUGAAGAUCACCAGAAUCAUUGUUUCUGUUUACUGUCUGUCAGUCUUGGUGUUUCUGUAAGAGUGAAAUGUAUAUAAAAAUCCCAAAAUCAAAGUGAGUUUUCAGGCUACGCUAAAAAAAUUAUGCACUUAAAAUUUUGCAAGAUUGUAUAAUUCACACAGAUUUCUUUGUAUAGAUCAGGGGUUGGCAACUAUGAUCCAUAUGCUAAAGCUGGUAAGCCAUCUGCUUUUUAUGGCCAUAAGCUUAGAUUUUAUCCCUUUAAAUGAUUAUGGAAGUACCUACAUAAUAGUCUUGAUUUUGCCUGUUGGCCCACAAAAGCUAAAGUAAUGGAAUAUAUACCUUUUUUUUUAUUCUUUUUGGUGGUACCGAGGAAGGAGCUCAGGGCCUCAUGCAU